AUGAUUGAUGAGGCCGCCGCUAGGUUUAGGAGGAUUGAUACGUCCGCAUUUUGUUUGUAUGGGUAUAGUGGUGGCGGACAGUUUGUGCAUCGAUUUGCGUAUUUGCAUCCCCGGCGAGUGCGCGCGCUGGCCUGUGGUGCGCCGGGGACGCAGACUUUUCUCAAUUUCUCGCAGAGGUUUCCGGAUGGAGUGCAGGAUUGGGAAGAAGUGUUUGGUGCGCCGCUGGAUAUAAAAGCGGUGAUGGGCAUUCCGUCCAUGUUUGUGGCCGGGGAUCAGGAUACGGAUAUCUUUUAUGCGAUGGCUAGAGGGAGGAUCAGAGAGGAUCAAAAGGAUGACGAGGUUGCUAUGGCGAAGUUUAAGGAUGGGAGGUAUGGAGCGACAAAUCGGUUGUGUGAGAAUUGGGUGCAGGUGGGAGUGAGGAGUUGUGUUAUGGUUAGUGUUGAGGGGGUGAAGCAUGAAGAGAGGCCGAUGUUGGAGUCUGUGAAGGGGUUUUUUGAAAAGUUUGUUACUGCUGCUACUACUACCUCGUCAGAAGAUCGAGCAAAAGUUUAG
Molecule: messenger RNA, 552 nt
Organism: Talaromyces marneffei
Lineage: Eukaryota; Fungi; Ascomycota; Eurotiomycetes; Eurotiales; Trichocomaceae
Exons: 2
Coding region: 1-552 (183 amino acids)
Source: RefSeq, a predicted model, not a curated record